AUGUUUUCCACCACAUCAAACAACAAUAACAAUUUAAAUAGUAAUACGUAUAUUCAAAAGACUAAUUUAAUUAGUAGAGAAGAAUUGGAUUAUAUUCAAUCUCAUCAAAUACACUUUCCUUCCAUUAAUAACAACAAUUCAACAACUACAACCGAUGAACAAGAACAACAUGAAGAAUGGCUGAAUGAAAUUGUUCAAACUCUCACUUUCCACUACACUGAAUUGAUCAGCAAACAAAUGAUGAGCCUCUUCUACCCUAGAUAUCAACACUUUUUGCAAUGUCUCUUCAUACCAGGAAUUGGCACACGAUUUGAGCAAUUCUACAACUUUUUGGAGUGUUGUUCUUUUGAAGAGAAGGAAGCUUGGACUCAUCAAGAAGCCUUUGAGGCCUUUGCUAAUCAUUUGGGAAGAGUGAGAACCUACAGAGCUUUGGCGUUGAAGGAGAGUGAAUAUCAAAAGAUAAUCUCUGAUGAUUCUAUUCAUCCAACAGGAAGAUUGAAGAUAUCAAAGGAGAUUGUUGAAGGAAUGGUUGAUUUGCAUGGUGUUUGGAAGAUUUGUCAUGCCAGAUUGUAUAUUGGACAAAGAAUGGUCAAGUAUGAUCCUUCUCUUUCUCUACACGAUCAUCCAGAGACAACUACCUGCAUUGCUUCACAUUAUAUGGAUUUACCAGAGAGGAAGAUUUAUUUGAUGGAAUUGGAUUUACCACUCAUUGAAGUGUUGGGUUAUAAAAUGAUCACAUUUCAACUUGUUGAUUGGAUCGGAAAGGAGGAAGAAAAAACAAACAUCUGGUUGCAAUAUCAGCUAAGAGGAAAACAUUCCUUCUCCUAUCAUCACUUUCAUCACUUGGCCACAAUUGGUCACGAACAAAAAUACAUUCCAACCAAUGAGAAUGGUAUUAAUUUGUAUUGGCCAACUUGUGCCAUCAUUCACAAUUCAAUGUUAAUUAUUGCAGAUAAUGGAUACUCGAGGAUUAAUAUGUUCAAUGUAGAAACCAGAGAUCAUUUGGGAUUUUUCAACAUUCCAAAACAAGCUCCUGAGCGAUUACUCUCAUGUGGAAAUUCUCUGAUUAUUUCCUCCACCUUUAGAGUCUUUUCUUUAGAUUUGACAAAGCUCAGCAAUUCCAACACAACAAUCAAGCUAAACGAUUUGCAAUGGAAUGUGUUAUUUGAACGUUGUAUUAUUAGUAUUUGUCUGAGGAAGAAAUUUACAAAUCAAAACAAUAACAAACAACAUGCCCUAAUCUAUGUGGUUUUGGAGUCUGGAAGAGUAUUCGAAUUGGAUAGCAAUAAUGGACAGAUUGUAAGAGAUUUUCAAAUAUUGGAUCCAUUCUCGAAAAAUCCAUUAAUCCCAAGUGAACUUAUCUAUGUUUCCAAACUUAAAUCAUUCAUCAUGUUGGAUAGCUACAAAAAUAGUGUGGUUACUUUUUCAGAUUGUACCCUUGAAAUAACCCAUCAAUUCAACCUUAUUGGAAAACAUCUGUUCCGUUCUAUUUACUAUGACGACUACAAGAACCUUAUUUAUAUUUGUACAAGCAAAAAUGUACAAAUUUACACCAGGGCUGAAAGACAUCAAAAUAUCAAUUACAAGAAAAAAAACAAGAUGGUACAAAAGCAAGUGAGAGAUUCAAACAAGAAGAAUUUAAUUGGGUCAAUUAGUUCACCACAAAAGAUUGGCAAACAAAACAAUAACAUGCUGAAAGCUCCAAGUUUUGAUUUUGAUGUUGUGAGUUUCACCAAUAAUCACAGCAUGUUUGCCACAUCAAGACAGAGAAAAGCACCUGUGCAAGCUUAUGAACAAGUACUUAUUCUGCAACCUCAAACUCUCAUUAGUUCUCAUGAGCUUGAAAUGCCUAGAAAAAAGCAGAAGAAACAUCGAGUGACUGGGUCCAAGAUUUUUGAAACUACUCUACCUGAAGAUUUACAUCCACCUCAAACAAGAGUCACAACUACAUGCAUAGCAUCUUCAUGCAACUGCUCUACAUCCUCAUCAUUGAAUGUAUCAAUGCAAACACCUUCUUCACCUGACCAGUUUAUGAUCGGUUACAAUAAUCAGCAGCUUAAUACCAGCACUAAAUCUUCAUCCAGUUCUUCACGUAUUCAUCGCUCAUCAAUUUCAAUCAGAGAAUUGUUAAAUUGA
Molecule: messenger RNA, 2136 nt
Organism: Naegleria gruberi
Lineage: Eukaryota; Heterolobosea; Eutetramitea; Acrasida; Naegleriidae
Exons: 3
Coding region: 1-2136 (711 amino acids)
Source: RefSeq, a predicted model, not a curated record